AUGGGCCUCUUGGGUAUCUUAGUACUUUUCAUUUAAAUUCAAUUGAUUUUUUUGUUAAAACCUUACACAGACCCAAGAUUUAAUGAGAUUGAAAAGCUCUCUGUUUAUUCAGCAACAUUAACCUUAUUCGGUGGCAUGUUCUUUAUAUAAGAGGAGGUGGAAUAAAAUAGUGAGCUAUUAGUAGCCCUAUUUUUGGUAAUCUUACUUUUCAAUGCUCAUUUCAUUCUGGUCUGGAUAAUUACAUUUGGCAAGAUACUUGUGCGACUACACUUAAAAAAACUAGCUUAAUACAAGUGCUUCAAAUUUCUAAAAAUGUACAACAUUAGAGAUUAUGAAAAUGAUUUAAAAGAAUACUUUAAAAACAAAGAAAUUGAAACUCAAAGAAAAGAAAGUGGAAUUUUCUAUUCAAAUUCUUCCAAAAGCAAUUAGUAUUUUGGAGAUGCACUUUAAGAAUUAAAAAAAUCUAUAGAUGAAGGAAUGAAUCUAUCAAAAGUUUUUAUUAAUCGAAACUGUGAUCCUCAAACACUAAAAGACCAAUCUAGCUUAAUAAAUAUUCAAACUUUAAGAUACGAAGUUCAAAAUUUAUACAAGUAAAAUCUCAAUAAAAAGCAAAAUCCUAAUUUCAAAAAAAAAGGAUAAUGUCUAAAGAUCAAUAUCCUUAAAAUUAAAUCAGGAAAGAAAAGUAUACUCUGCAAGAAACAUUUCACAAAAUCUCCUGCUGCAAUUGAUAUAUACCCAUUCGUAUAAAAGAUUAGCCUUUUCAAAGAAAUCAAGAAGAAAAAAUAGUAAAGUGAAAAAACUUUGGUAUCUAGAUUUAUGAAACCGAAGAGAAUAAAAAAAAUGAAAUCAACAAAAUCUGAAAUGUUUGCUAUUGAAGUUGAUGCAAAGCUUUUGGCUUAAAAAUUAAGAGACAACUUUUGUUUGUAUGAUAAUAAUGAUAAUUGUAAGUAGAUAUUAUAAAAGUAGUGA
Molecule: messenger RNA, 969 nt
Organism: Stylonychia lemnae
Lineage: Eukaryota; Ciliophora; Spirotrichea; Sporadotrichida; Oxytrichidae
Source: the annotation of a GenBank genome assembly